UUGCAGGAGCGCUAUGCCACUUCAGAAAAGAAGAAGGAGCUGUUUGCCGAGGUAGCCGAUGCACUUAAUGCUUCGAAUCUAGCAACGGCCGGUAUUUAUACAGAGGAAGACGUGCGGACACAGUGGAAGAAUUUAAAAGAUACCUUUAAGCGAAAACUGAAAAGGCGGCAAGCUGAAGCAAACGCUGGCUUAGAGGAUGCUGAGCCAACUUGGCGCUUCUGGCACAAAAUGCAGUUUGUAAAAAACAAUUUUGGCCCAGACCGAAAUCGAUCCUCCUCACUGAAUAAGUAA
This is a messenger RNA of Gongylonema pulchrum, 291 nucleotides long. NCBI's taxonomy places the organism in Eukaryota, Metazoa, Nematoda, Chromadorea, Rhabditida, Gongylonematidae. The record is from the annotation of a GenBank genome assembly.